GCAGCAGGGGAUGGAGACCCCUUAAAAACAUUAAGAAUUUCAGGCCCCUUAAAAACAUUUAAAAAUUCAGAUGUUUUCCAUCGGAUAUCCUCCGCCCAGUGGGGACCUGUGAAGCACAUAGAAUGACAUCAGAAAGGGAAAGAAAGAGAAGGAGGAGAGGGAGGAUAAAUUCUUCAAGUAUGAGAAAACUUCACUGUUCUCCUCCUUCCCUCCUCUUCGUCUUUCUUUCGUUUCUUUCCUUUCUCUUUCUCUCCAUCCCCCUCCUCCUGCUGGUCAGUCAGAGAGAGAAAGAGGAAACAGCAGAGAGGCUUCAGGACCACUGGGAGAGGAACUCCUCACAUCUCUCAGCAGGUGGAAAGUUCUUGGAGAGAAGACGACGAUCGAUGUCAUCACCUAUGAAGAGCCCGGCUGAGGCAAAGUGACAGCAGCUGAGAGUUCCCUGUUCUGCAGACAAUAAUAGUCUGAAAGAACUUGAUAAAAUAAAGUCCAGAUCAAUCAAAGAGCUUGGUUUUCCUGAACUGUCCAACAGCUUUCCUUUCCCUUUUCCUCCCACUAACCAUUGGAAUGGAUUCCAGUCUGUUCCCAGUAAUGCUUCCCCUCUUCCCCUCCCUCAUCCUGAUUCUUCUGGCUGGGCCAGCCAUCCUGACCCCAUCAACCUCCAAGGAGCUACAGGUCAGAGGUGAAAGGACACCAAGGGAUGCUGACCAGGACACCAUCAAGGUGGUGAUCUCUGAGGGGUGUUCCUCUCAGGGGGAUUCAUCUGAUGUGAGCCAAGGAGGUAAAGAAAUUGAUCUGGCACCUGGCUCUCCCCUGGUGCUGACCCAUAAGAUAAAACUGGUUUCAUCAGGGUCAGGUUCUGGGUCUUGUGGAUGCAAUGCAGACUUUUCUUCCUUGCGGGAGCGAUUAGAAAGUCUGGAGCGGGAAGUGUCUGACCUUCGAGGGAAGUGUGGAGAAACAGGAGGAAGCUGCUGCACCUCAGAGAGCCAAGGUGCUGGCUGCUCCAUAAAACCAGAAAAGGAGGAAUGUCCCAAUGAGUGCAGUGAUCAAGGUCGCUGUGUGGAUGGCAAAUGCGUCUGCUUUCCAGGCUACAGCGGGCCGGACUGCAGCGAGUCCAGCUGUCCCGGGAACUGUAAAGGCCACGGGAGGUGCGUGAAUGGACAGUGUGUGUGUGACCCUGGUUUCUCUGGUCCCGACUGCUCCCAAAAAGCCUGCCCAGACAACUGCAGCAAUCGUGGGAAGUGUGUGAACGGCAAGUGUGUAUGCAACUCUGGUUCCACAGGUCCAAGUUGUUCUGAAGAAUCUUGUCCUAAAAACUGCAACAGAAGAGGACGCUGCGUUAAUGGCCAGUGCGUGUGUAACACUGGUUUCACAGGUCCAGAUUGUUCCAAAAGGGGCUGUCCUGGAAACUGCAACAACAGGGGGCGCUGUGUCGAUGGCAAAUGUGUUUGUGACUCCGGCUCCACUGGCCCUGACUGCUCUGAGGUCACCUGUCCUGGAAACUGCAACAACAGGGGGCGCUGUGUCGAUGGCAAAUGUGUUUGUGACUCCGGCUCCACUGGCCCUGACUGCUCUGAGGUCACCUGUCCUGGAAACUGCAACAACAGGGGGCGCUGUGUCCAUGGCAAAUGUGUUUGUGACUCCGGCUCCACUGGUCCUGACUGCUCUGAGGUCACCUGUCCUGGAAACUGCAACAACAGAGGGCGCUGUGUCGAUGGUAAAUGCGUUUGUGACAUCGGCUCCACUGGUCCUGACUGCUCUGAGGUCACGUGUCCUGGAAACUGCAACAACAGGGGGCGCUGUGUCCAUGGCAAAUGCGUUUGUGACAUCGGCUCCACUGGUCCUGACUGCUCCGAGGUCGCCUGUCCUGGAAACUGCAACAACAGAGGGCGCUGUGUCGAUGGUAAAUGCGUUUGUGACAUCGGCUCCACUGGUCCUGACUGCUCCGAGGUCGCCUGUCCUGGAAACUGCAACAACAGGGGGCGCUGUGUCGAUGGCAAAUGUGUUUGUGAUGAUGGUUUCACUGGCAAGGACUGCCAGGAAAGAGCAUGCCCUAAUGACUGUAACGACCGUGGGAGAUGUGUAGAUGGAAAAUGUGUCUGUGACAACGGCUUCACCGGUACUGACUGUACUGAGACCACCUGUCCGGGAAACUGCAACAACAGGGGGCGCUGCAUUAAUGGACAGUGUGUUUGUGACAAUGGUUUCACAGGUGCAGACUGCUCUGAAAAAACCUGCCCCGAUAACUGCAGCAAUCGUGGAACAUGUGUUGAUGGCCGAUGUGUCUGUGAGAGCGGCUUCUCUGGCGAUGAUUGCUCUGAGUACGCUUGCCCUGAGAACUGCAAAAACAGGGGGCGCUGCAUCAAUGGACAAUGUGUUUGUAAUGAGGGAUUCACUGGUGAAGACUGCUCUGAAAAAGGUUGCCCGAACAACUGCAACAACCAUGGAAGAUGCGUGAAUGGGAAAUGUGUUUGUGACGUCCCGUUCACCGGACCGGACUGUUUUAUUAGAGGUUGUCCCAAUAACUGCAGCAACAAAGGGCGAUGCAUCAAAGGACAUUGUGUUUGCCGGCGAGGAUUUACUGGACCGGACUGCAGCCAGUGCAAAGAGGGCAUGACUGGGCCAAACUGUAACAUUGCCAUGGCGGGUGUGUCUCAGCUGGGUGUUCAGGACGUCACAGAUUCUUCUGCCACUUUGAUUUGGACUCAACCUGCUGUUCAGUAUGAGACUUAUCAUAUCACGUUUACCAGCCAGAAAGAAAAGGAUCAGCAGAUCACUGCACAGGUGGAUGGAAGCCUGACCACCUUCACUCAAACGGGCCUGGCAGCCAGUCAGGAGUACAUCGUCACCAUCGUUGGAGAGAUUAAUGGCAGAAGGGGAGUUGAGAGCACAGCUGAAUUUUUGACUGCUAUCUCUGGUCCAACGAACCUCCAAGUUGUUAAGACCACCUCCACUUCAGCAGUAGUCCAAUGGGAGGAGUCGCAGGCAGACAUUGACAGGUACCGUUUGACCAUCACACCCAAAGACGGAGCAGGGAGGUCUCGGGAAAUGACCAUAGAAGCUGGCCAAAACUCUGCCCAUAUUCAGCAGCUGGAGGCAGGGCGUUUGUACGACGUCUUAUUGGUGGCAGAGAAGGGAGUGGUCCGUAGCCAGCCAGCAACUACCCAGGUAGUUCCCGGCACCACUUUCCCAAGGGCUACCAUUGAGGACUUGACCAUGCAGGUUACUCAAGCACCAGGACAAGACCUUGGCAGCAAAAGCAGAGACUCCUCAUCUUUUGUGAGUGCCAGACCCAAAACAAGAAGACCUAUGGUGACAAAGCCAGGGCUGUUCCGUCCCAAUGCAACCAGAGUCUUGCCUGGAAGAAGACGAUUUUUACCUGAUUCUAAACACAAAAUCCCAGUGGUGUUGAAAAAAGGUGAAUCAAAAGAAAUUGAUGAAUCUAAAGCAGAUGUUCAGAUCAUCCGGGAGUCUGUGGCAGACCCUAGUGAAGAGACAUUAAGCUCUGAGAGGAGUGGUAACCAAAGUCCAGCUGUAAUCCCUGGAAAAGACUUUGAACCUUCGUCGCCCCCGUCUGAACCAAAUAAGGAAAGUAGCUCAGAGGAACUGUUCUACACUGGCUCAAAAGGACAACCAGAUGCUGACAUGACUAAAAAUAAUACUAAUUCAGUGUCUUCCGAGCCAACUGGGAAUAUCCGAAGCCAGGAGAAGAAAUGUAUGAAUAAAAUUAAGGUAACUCACUUCAGAUUCCCUUUAAAAAACAGAGGCAAUGGGUGUGAAGAGGAUGGGAUAGGUUUGAGAGAAAAUGUUUUAAGUUCUAGUAAAGAAGAAGUGCCUCCUAAUCAAGAGAAGGGCCUUGAUUUGCCACAAGACCCCUUACACAAACUAAUAACUGAAACGUUUGAUGAGCUUAAUAUCACAACAAUUUCAGUUCACCUAGCAAGACCUCUAAACCUUUCAGCUGAUGCAGAAAUGGUAAGAAAACAGAUUUUAAAGGGGUUUCCUUCACUCUUAACAACUUCAUCAUUAACUGCAAAAUCAUCCAACUUAUCAUCCACCAAGACAUCAUCCCCUGAUGCAAAAUCACUUUCCUCACCAACAGAUUUAACGUCAUCUUCACACCUGUCAUUACUAUCACCUUCCUCAAAAAAAUCAUCUGUGUCACUCCCCUCACCAUUACCCACCUCAACCAGCAUGGAUGCUUUAGGUUUAAAUGGAAGCAAUGAAUUGGAUUCUACUUCCGACUCUGCACUUACUGAGGAUAGUGAACUAUCAAGUUCAGAAGAAAGUGAAAGUUCCCCUUUCUACCAUGGUGAUCCAAAACGAGGGUCCAUACGUCGCCUUUACCCCAACUUCGACUUGCUUCGAAACAAAAGCCAUCAAAAUGUGAAAGUUCCCAUCCAUUCUCCUCCUCAUUUGAGGCAGACCUUAAUAAAAGAAACAAACAAUGUAUCAUCUUCACCAUCUUUGUCUGCUUCAAGAAAAACACCCUCAUUGGAAAGAAAUCGUCCUGUGAAAGAUGGAAACAGAGAGCCAGAUGGAAUAUCCAGAAAUGUAACCUCUGGGGUGGGAGAAAGCCAGAAAAAGAUGCCGUCAGAACGUAGACAUUUCCCUGUCCGUCGCCUCCCUCUGAAGGGUAUAUACCCACGUCGGAUGCUUUCAAAUGUUCAAAACAGAACCCGACCAGUGUCAAAGAUUUUGACUCAACCCUCCCUAUCUAUAAAUCCUGACGCAGAUACCUUGAAACAACAGAUGCUUCCCACUGAAUUAUUAAAAAAUUCCACAUCUCAUUCUAGAGAAUCUGUACUAUCUGAUCCUAUGCCUAUAACUGAAGAAAAAGAAGGAGUCGGGAUAAGUUUCUCCAAAACCAGCAUGUCAAAUGAGUUCACUCACAUCCCAAGGGGAAGGGUUGCACCUUCCUCCCUUCAGCCAAACCUUCAUCACCCACACCAACAUGGUGAAUCUGUGCAAAAUAAAACAUUCAUGAACUGGAGACGUCGCCAAAAUCCUAUCCGAGGUCCAAUACGCAGACCUUUCAUAGGGAAAAAGCAAAGUGGAGGCCCUCUUACUCCUCGGGUCAAAACUAAUGAACUGGGAAAAGACAGUACCAGUGAGAAUCCUGAAUCACAAUCAGAAAACCUAAAUACUAAGAGGCUUAGCCCUGGCCUGCAAAGUAAUCAAUCACGUGAACAAGUAAAUGGCAUAUUAAGACAAAAUAUUCUUAUGCAUGAACAGAAAACCAGUGCUGACAAACAAAUGAAGGAGUCAGAUAAUGGAGAUGAUGUCCUGAUCAAACUGGAAGCACCAAUAGAUUCUGACAUCAAAGAGAGACAUGAUAUUGACAGGGAUAUUGGUGCCACAAAUCAAAGUAGCAUCUCUGUCAAACCUGUCACACUUCCAAAUAGACAACCCAUAUCCAGAACUGUUAUAGGUGAGCAUCAUGGUUCCCAAAGUAUUGAUGGAAUACAAAAGAAAGAGUUUCCAAAAACAAAUCCCAUUGUAAACACUGUUUUUGAUACUGAAACUGACGGGACAAAACGUCUUGCUUCUGAGGUUUCUUCUUCUGGGGACGAAAGAGAACCCCUGAACUUUGUGGAUGUGACAAACCAGACUUCUGAUGGAUUCACAGUGAUGUGGGAUUCGCCUGAAGGGAAGUACAAAAACUUUCUUAUAAGUAGAACAGAGGUUGAUAAAGAUGAAAGCCGAAAACAGAAGGAAAAUAAACAAGAUAAAGAUCGAGACACCAAAGAAUUCUCAACAGAAAAUGGAGGUGACGAGGACAAUAACAAAGUACCUAAAGAUUCUCAAGUCCCAAUUACCCAAAAAGGUACAGUGGACAAACCAACAGAGAGGGAGAAAAGCUUCAGACAAGUGCUGCCUGGUUCUGCUCGCUCCCACCAGUUUGAACAUCUACCUCCUCAGACGGAGUACACCAUAACCUUGCUUGGAAAAGGUCCCGGCAUUCUAUCCAGACUGCACAAGCUUGUCAUCAGUACAGGACCAGAGCCUCCAUCCAACAUAAUGUUCAGCGAGGUGACUGAAGACUCUAUGACAGUGUCAUGGACAAAACCAAAAAGUUCUGUUGAUGGUUUCAAAGUCACCUACACCCACGCAGAUGAGGGAGAGCCAGUGUCAGUAACGGUAGGCUCCCGGGACUCCACCCUCGAUCUAUCUCAACUGUCUCCAGGAUCCUCUUAUGAAGUCACCAUCGUCUCCACCCUCGGACUGGAUGAGAGUGAUCCAAUUAAAGAUACUGUCAUGACACUGCCUGACCCACCCACUGGCCUACAAGCAGUCAAUGUGACUGACUCCACAGCAUUAUUAUUGUGGCGUCCAGCUCUUGCCUCUGUUGAUAAGUACACCAUUGUAUAUGGCUCAGGUACAGGAUCAGAAGUGAGGGUUACAGUUUCAGGAAACGUAGCUGAGCAGCAGCUGAGCGGUCUUGAAGGAUCUACCACCUACACUGUCACUGUAAGAAGUCAGCUGGGCAACCUGGAGAGUUCACCAGCUACAACCAGCUUUACCACCAAAAGCGGCUCUGCAGGCUCAGGGCAAGAUCAAAAUGAACCUCAAGAUCUAAAGGCCAUCAAUGUGACCCCUCGGAGUGCUGUUGUGUCAUGGAUACCUUUGUCAAAGCUGGUGGAUAAAUACAUACUGGUUUAUAGGAUCAAAGGUGAAAGCCCACAGGAAAUUAUAGUAGGCUCAGACCUAACACAGUUCGAGCUGACCAGACUGCAUCCAGGGUCUUUGUACAUUGUGGAACUACGGUCUAUAAGGGGAGGACAGCUGGUAGCCAGCAGCAACACUGAAUUCACUACUGGCACACUGAAGUUCCCAUUCCCAACUGACUGCUCUCAGGAACUGUUGAACGGUGUUGUCUCUUCAAAUGUGGUGGAGAUCUUCCCUCAGGGGAAACUUGGCAAGUCGAUGAACGUUUUCUGUGACAUGGAGACCGACGGCGGCGGUUGGAUGGUCUUCCAGAGGAGGAAGGAUGGCUCGGUGGAAUUCUACAAUGGUUGGAAGGAUUAUGUUUCUGGCUUUGGAAAUCUGAGUGGAGAGUUCUGGCUUGGCCUUGAAAAAAUUCACAACUUGACUAAGAUGACGAAGAUGAAUCUACGGGUCGACCUACGAGACGGAAGUGAGCAGGUGUUCGCCAAGUAUUCAACAUUUGAGGUGUCCACCAGGAACUACAAACUGAGUGUGGGUGGAUACAGCGGCACUGCAGGUGACUCCCUUAGUUACCACAACAACUGCGUCUUCUCCACCAAAGACCGGGAUCCGGCACCGUGGAUCACCCGCUGUGCCAUUUCUUAUCAAGGUGGCUGGUGGUACAAAAACUGCCAUCAAGCAAAUCUGAAUGGUCGUUAUGGAAUUGACUACAAACAUCAGGGUGUGAUCUGGAAGUCAUGGAAAGGAGAACACCAUUCCAUCCAGUUUACAGAAAUGAAGAUGAGACCAGCAUCCUUCAGGCCUCCAGCCAGCAGAACAAAGUGAGAAACAGGAUGGUGAACUCAUAAAGAAGCAGUGUCAUCAUAUGUACACAUAUAUUUUAACAAAUGCCUUGUUCUCUUUUGGAAAUAGAGAUAUUUUUCAUGUGUACAAAGCAAGUUAUCAGUGUGUAACUGUAUAUUGUGAAGUUUUUAUUUUUUCAGAAACAGUUGAUCAAAAUUAUUAGCUGGUAUCUUAAUAAGCAGCCGUUUGUGACCUCAAAAUGCUAAAAGUUUCAGAAAUGCAAAACCCAAAUUUAGUGUUUUUUUAUUGAUACAAUCUAAAACUAACCCAGGGAAAAUAUUUCCAAACCCUAAAAACUACAAAAGGCUUGGUUGUGAAGUUUCAUCCUAAUCAAAAAAGAGAAAACAAAAAGAAACAGAACAUUAAAUGAAUUCCAUGGCAUAAAAGGGUGUAAAAAAUCUUUAAUUGAUGAGAGAAACUGAUAUUAGAAAAGGUGCUAAUAUGCUUAAAAAUAUAAAGAUGCUUCUCAUUAAACCUUUACAGUCACACAUAAAAACCAGAUGAAUCUGACCUUUUGAAGUUUAAGGACUUCAUCAAUACAAACAAUACAGUAUGGUUGUCUCUCAGCAACUUUUAAAAUAGAAUGCUCUCUUUAUUGUCAAAAAAAGAUGCUUCUUGAGCAGCAUUAAAAACAUCUUAACAAUUCAAUUAAAAAAAACACUCAAGUUAAGUGGAUUCUACUAAAAUAUCAGAAGAUUAUUAUUGGUCAAAAUGUUUUUGAAAGGGGUUUCUCAUGCAUAACUUGGCAUAUCCUUUAAAAUUUUAAGACUUUUGAAUUUUUCCCAGUGUAUAUAAUAGAGCUAAUUGAGUUUUACAAGCUUUAUAAGAAAAAAAAGAAAUUAUGUCAUGGACUGGAAGUGUAUCAAAGAGGCUGCACAGAAAUUCUGCUAAAUUUGUAAAAUAAAUGCAAUAAAAAGUGAGUAAAACAAAUGGAAAUGUCACAGGCAAAUCCAACAAAAAGAAUCCACUUAGACCAAAUUGAAUGGUUUGCAUGCUGCUGCAGGUCUGAAGACUUUAAAGUAAAUAGCCUAGCUAAAAUAGGAAUGUAAAACAUUACUUAUAAACUAAGCUGGAAUCAGGAGCAUUACUGAACUCAUUAGCAUAAUUGAUGUGGAAAGCUGGUAAUGAGUGGAAGUAUUGUGUGUUUUUUCAAAUGGUUGCAGUUCUGUGUUGACAGUUUUGUUCAUAUACUGUUCUGUUUGCAGCAUUUUAAGCUAGUUUAUGUUCUUUGGCUCCCUCUCUGUCUUCUGUAAAUAAACUUACUGGUUGCUCAGAGUUCAGUAUGUCUGUGCAUAUUUUUUUUUUUUCUUUUUUGCUCUGAACAUUUAGAAUGUGCUUCUUACGGUACUGAAAACAUAAAUGUAUGUAUCUUUUCUUGUUGAAAGCCAAUCUGAAAAUCUCUUUCCUUUUUCAAAUUGGAUAUCAAGCCAAAAACAGGAUCUGAUUGUGUCUCUUUAUUCUCCUCUGUAACUUUUAUCCUCUCAUCAUCCCUGCUUUAAAGCUCAGCAGUGCCCCCUACUGUUCAGUUUUCCACCUCAGCUGGGCUUCUCAGUGUGUACAGAGAAAGAAGAGAAAAGCACCUGCUGUGGUUCAGCUGCCAUGACAGGUGCAUCACUGUCCUCACCGUGUUUGUCUUUUCUGUUUUAUUUUGUCUUUUUGUAAACAUAUCAGUGUUUUAUGUUUGUCUACCUGUGGUGCCUUGUAAGAAAAUACAACAAUAAAAUGAUUUGAGUUUGAAACUUG
Molecule: messenger RNA, 9252 nt
Organism: Xiphophorus hellerii (green swordtail)
Lineage: Eukaryota; Metazoa; Chordata; Actinopteri; Cyprinodontiformes; Poeciliidae
Product: tenascin-like
Exons: 20
Coding region: 565-7491 (2308 amino acids)
Biological process (GO): motor neuron axon guidance; regulation of cell adhesion
Molecular function (GO): protein binding
Source: RefSeq, a predicted model, not a curated record